UGAUGAUGGUGAAAAUAGGAGUUCUUCUAUCGGUCAUGGCGGCCACAGUGUUCGCGAAAAAUUUGGGUCAUGGUGGUCUCCCUUCCCUCCAGCGCCCUCCUAUUUCUAUUCCUGGUCCCGGUAAUUUCCCAAGUUUCCCAGGCUCUGGUUCGUCGUCCUACUAUUACAUUCAGUAUUUGUACUACCUGUACCGCACCCAGGGACCCAACUCCUCAAGCUUCCAGCAGUAUUACCAAUACCUCAGCAGGAGAGGCAUACUACCGCGCGGAGGCCUGCCAUUUGGUGGUGCUGGUGGUCGUCCAGGAUCACAGACUUCCAGUGGCUCAUCAUUCACUUCUUUCUCAUCAUCAAACAGGGGUUCACCUUUUAGAGGAAGCGGCUUUCCAGCUUUGAGCGGUGGUUCUCCUUUGGGCGGUUUUUCAGGACUUAGCGGCGGAUCUCCUUUGGGUGGUUUACCCGGACUUAGCGGAGGUUCUCCUUUGGGUGGUUCUCCAUUUGGAGGAAGUGGUUUGCCAGGAUUGAGCGGUGGUUCUCCUUUGGGCGGUUUAUCCGGACUUAGCGGAGGUUCUCCUUUGGGUGGUUCUCCAUUCGGAGGAAGCGGCUUGCCAGGAUUGGGCGGAGGUUCUCCUUUGGGUGGUUUAUCAGGACUUAGCGGAGGUUCUCCUUUGGGUGGUUCUCCAUUUGGAGGAAGCGGUUUGCCAGGAUUGAGCGGAGGUUCUCCUUUGGGUGGUUCUCCAUUUGGAGGAAGCGGCUUGCCAGGAUUGGGCGGCGGUUCUCCUUUGGGUGGUUUACCAGGACUUAGUGGAGGUUCUCCUUUGGGUGGUUCUCCAUUUGGAGGAAGCGGUUUGCCAGGAUUGAGCGGAGGUUCUCCUUUGGGUGGUUCUCCAUUUGGAGGAAGCGGCUUGCCAGGAUUGGGCGGUGGUUCUCCUUUGGGUGGUUUAUCAGGACUUAGCGGAGGUUCUCCUUUGGGUGGUUCUCCAUUUGGAGGAAGCGGUUUGCCAGGAUUGAGCGGAGGUUCUCCUUUGGGUGGUUCUCCAUUUGGAGGAAGCGGCUUGCCAGGAUUGGGCGGCGGUUCUCCUUUGGGUGGUUUACCAGGACUUAGCGGAGGUUCUCCUUUGGGUGGUUCUCCAAUUGGUGGAAGUGGUUUGCCAGGAUUGAGUGGCGGUUCUCCUUUGGGCGGUUUACCAGGAUUGAGCGGAGGUUCUCCUUUGGGCGGUUUAUCAGGACUGAGCGGAGGUUCUCCUUUGGGUGGUUCUCCAUUUGGAGGAAGCGGUUUGCCAGGAUUAAGCGGAGGUUCUCCUUUGGGCGGUUUAUCAGGACUUAGCGGAGGUUCUCCUUUGGGUGGUUCUCCAUUUGGAGGAAGCGGUUUGCCAGGAUUAAGCGGAGGUUCUCCUUUGGGCGGUUUAUCAGGACUUAGCGGAGGUUCUCCUUUGGGUGGUUCUCCAUUCGGAGGAAGCGGUUUGCCAGGAUUGAGCGGUGGUUCUCCACUCGGAGGAAGCAGUUUGCCAGGAUUGAGCGGAGGUUCUCCAUUUGGCGGAAGUGGUUUUUCAGGACCCUCAGGUAUUGACGGUUCUUCCGGUUUAGGAGGCGGCUCUACUUAUGGAGGAAGUCCUUCAUCUGUCGGUUAUGGGGACUCUAGUUACGGAUCUUCCGGGUCUUAUCCCUCCCAAAAAAGCGGACCCUAUUAGAUAUUCGAAAUGAAGAAGAUGGUAGAUGGGGACAGAAAGCUGUGUAAGAUACUUCACGAAUAAAACACUGUGUUUGGACAAUUAUGUGUUGAAUAGUUUU
Ostrea edulis (European flat oyster) is the source of this 1788-nucleotide messenger RNA. RefSeq lists its product as uncharacterized. The transcript is spliced from 3 exons. The record is from RefSeq and is a predicted model, not a curated record. Bases 3 to 1688 code for a protein of 561 amino acids. Lineage: Eukaryota; Metazoa; Mollusca; Bivalvia; Ostreida; Ostreidae.